Ostrea edulis (European flat oyster) is the source of this 1653-nucleotide messenger RNA. Its product is annotated as enoyl-CoA delta isomerase 1, mitochondrial-like. The record is from RefSeq and is a predicted model, not a curated record. The transcript has 8 exons. Gene Ontology annotation, cellular component: mitochondrion. NCBI's taxonomy places the organism in Eukaryota, Metazoa, Mollusca, Bivalvia, Ostreida, Ostreidae. Gene Ontology annotation, molecular function: enoyl-CoA hydratase activity. Gene Ontology annotation, biological process: fatty acid beta-oxidation. The coding region runs from base 57 to 926 and encodes 289 amino acids.
UGAUCGCUGAUGGAAAGGGAGAUUACUCCCAGUCCCAAUUCUUCAUCUGUUUGAAGAUGAAACUUUUUACCUCAGGUUUGGGUAUAGCCCAGCGGUGCUUGAGGAAAAAUGUAUCGUUAAACAGAAACUGUAGGAGGAGCGUCUCGGGGGGAGGUUCCCCACUGGAUGUCAGUAUUGACAGUAAAACAGGAAUAGCAGUUUUAUCAAUGAACAAGCCUCCAGUCAACAUUCUGAAUUUGGAGUAUCUAACAGAACUUAACAUUGCUCUGGAGAAAGUAGAGAAUGACAAACAUUGUAAAGGACUCAUCAUUACAUCAAGUCUUCCCCAAAUAUUCACUACAGGCCUUGACAUCAUGGAGAUGUAUCAGCCAGACAUCAACCGACUCCAGGAGUUCUGGCGUACGCUACAGGACAUGUGGAUCAAACUCUACGGACUGAAUCAACCUACCAUAGCAGCUAUAAAUGGACAUAACCCUGGUGCUGGGUGCCUGGUGUCGUUAUGUUGUGACUACAGAAUAAUGGCUCCUAACUUCAACAUUGGGAUCAGCGCAGUACAUCUGGAAAUAGAUGCAUCAUUUUGGAUUGUUGACACCAUGUUAAACACGGUGGGCUUUAGACAAGCAGAAAUGGCUCUUCAGUUAGGAUCUUUGUUCAAGACAGAUGAAGCUUUAAAGGUUGGCCUCAUUGACAAAAUCGUUCCCCAGGAGGAAGUGGUCACUGCUGCCCAGCAGGAAAUGCAAAAGUGGUUAAAAGUACCUAGUUUUGCCAGGCAGUUGAGUAAAACGGAGAUCAGAAGACCUACGAUUGAAAAAUUGUUGAAAAGGAAGGAGGAGGAUAUCCGCCAUUUUAGGGACUACAUUACAAAGGAAUCCAUCCAGAGGUCACUAGGGAUGUACUUAGACAACCUAAAGAACAAGAAAAAAUAAUUCCUGAUAUUGACAUGUGAUAUCUUCUAGUAUUGACUCAAUAUUGUCAUGUGAUAUCCUCUAGUAUUGUCAUGUGAUAUCAAAGUGUGGAAAUGUCAUAUUUUCUUUCAAAAAGAAAACAGACAAAAUUAUGAUCAUUGCAUACCAGUGUAAGUUUUAUGUUGGAACAUUUUUAUAUGCAUGGAUGGGAAAAAUCUUUAAAAGUAAUUUUUCUCAAUAGGAAGUUCAUAAUUUAUCAAAAGGAUAAUUAAAUAUGUAAGCAACUUCUUGUGAUGUAGAUUCAGUUUUGCAUAUGGCUCCAAUGAUUGAAGUGGGGUAGCAAUCGAAGAGCAAUGUUUUCAUAUUGGAAUUAAAUUGCAAUAUGUAGUUUUAAAUCUUCUUAUUAAAUUAAUCGGCUAUAAAUUACUGUGGAAACAUUUUCAAAUAGUAAUAUCAUAGAUUUACUAUUUUAGGUCACGUGAGUCACUCAAGUGAACUAUUGCUAUUGGCAAGCGUCUGUCAGGCAUUUGCCAAUGCAUUAAUAAUUGAACAUUUUUAACUUCUUGAUAACUAUCAUUCCAAUUCUUUUCAAAUUUGGUAUGAAGCAUCUUUAGGACAAGGGGGACUUAAAUUGUAAAUUUCAGGACUCCUAGUUUUGAUUUUUUUUUAAAUUGUCAUAUAUGUGAUAAGAAUAUCUUAUAACGAUUAUGCCUACUAUGCAUCAUUUAAUUACAGAAUAUUAGUUGUA